GAUUAAAGCAUGCUCAAUGCAUGAUUGCUUUGCUGCACUCUGAUUGGCUAAUUCUUAUCCAAUCAGCACUGGUCGAUAGUUGGAGAAUACUCUAGAAUCUUCUCAUGUAAAAACUAUAAAUAUACUAACGUUUUCUCUAUUGUGCUUCUUACUUGCUUCUUCUUACUUCCAUCUAACCUUGUUAUUUGGAAUAUAAUCUCUUUCCUGUUCAACCAUGUUCUGAUUUGGGGACUUGUCGAGUGAUUUGGUGUCAAGAAUAUUAAGCAAUAGGAAUGGCUGGGUCAUACCGUAGGAAAAGAGAUUAUAACAGUCUCGGUCCCGUUUAACGCCUUAAAUAUGCUUGUUCGAGUUCAAAAAAUGGGAUGUUUAGUGCCUCACUUAGCUUAAUUACUAAGAGUAAUAAUUUUAAGUAUGGGUUUGUCUUUCAGCAUCCGGUUCUUGAAUUUUUUUUCUGUUCAACUUUGUAAUUUUUCAGGUUUAUUAAUGAAUUCACCCAAGGGACCAAUAUUUUCAAAUGACUUUUCGUAAAAUGGUCCCAUGUUUCAUUCGUUCUUAUCAAGAUGCCAUACAUGAACUUAACAAGUCUAUUAAGCUGUCGAAUUACUUAACACCGUCAAAUCCAAGGCUUUUGAAAGAACAAAGGUAUGGGUUGUCCGCUGUUUAUUGCUCUGCUGUUGGAAUUGAAGAUCAGCAACUACGUGACUUACAUGUUAUACAUGUUACAGGGUCUAAAGGCAAAGGUUCAGUUUGUUCAAUGAUUGAAAACGUCUUACAGAAAUCCGGAUUUCGCACUGGGUUUUUAAGCUCUCCUCACCUCAUAAACGUUGAGGAAAGAAUACGGAUAAACGGACGGCCCAUAUCCCGUGAUCACUUUGCUAGUUUAUUUUGGGAUGUGCAUGGAACACUUCUUGAGUUUACAAAAACCUCAAUUAAUAUACCUAUGCCAUCAUUUCUUCAUUACAUUUUUGUGAUGGCUUGUAAAGCAUUUGUUGAUGAGAAAGUAGAUGUCGGGAUUUUCGAAGUUGGUAUUGGCGGACGUUAUGAUCAUACAAAUAUUUUCAAAGAUCCUUACGUAACUGUUGUCACAAGUUUGGCACUGGAGCAUACAAAUAUUUUAGGCAAUACCAUUGCUGAAAUAGCUUGGGCUAAAGCAGGGAUUUUUAAGACUGGUUCUAUAGCAUUAGUCAGUCAUGGGCAAUCAGAUGAAGCAAUGCAUAAAUUUGUUGAAGAAGCUGAACUUGUUAAAUGUCCAUUGUAUGUUGCACCUACGUUAGAUUCACUAUUGACUACAGAGAAUAUGACUGAGCCAUUUAAAGAUAUUUUUGACAAUAUGAAUACCAUACCUAAUAGUCAAUUAUUAAAUCUUGCUUUAAGUUUAACUACAAUAAAUUAUUGGUUUGCUAAAUUACAUGGAACUACUAAUAAUGAUAACGUUACAAAUAUUGGUUUACAGCCGACAUCUGAAUGGAAACCGAGUUCAACUGUUUUAUUUAAUGCGUUAUCCGCCCGAUGGCCUGGUCGAUGGCAAAUUGUAAUUCGAAAAAAUAUAACUUAUUAUCUGGAUGGUGCACAUACUGUAGAAAGUUUACAAUCUGCAAUAAAAUGGUUUCAGAAUGAGAGCUUUGCUUCGAAUAAUAACAGACGUCCUAUACGAAUUAUUAUUUUCACUGUAAUUGGUCCACGAGAUCCUAAGCCAUUUUUAAAAUGUUUACAAUCUUCCUCAUUCGCAUUCGAUUUGGUUGUCUUUGCCAAUCCUCACGAUGGUCAAUUUGAAAUUCUUCCCAGUAAAGAGUCACAUGAUGAAUUAUGCUUCAAUAUAUGGCGUCAACUCGAAUCGGAAUCGAACACCGGUAGUAAUUCUACAUCACAUUCAAUUGCUUCAAAGCAUGUCAAAUCUUUAUCUGCUUUUAUAAAGUGGAUGCAAAACUUGCAGCGUUUUUCUCUUCAGGCUUUGAAAUAUUUUCCUUGUGAAUAUAGUAAUUAUGAUGAAGCCAAUAAUACAACUUGCUGUGAUGUUUUGUCACUGGCAGUCUAUAUAUGGUUGGUCGGAUAUUAAAGGAAAUAGAUGAACCUGUAUAAAGGAUACAAUUGAUAUUCUCAUCUCAAAUUCUGUAGAUCUCCCAUCUGUAAAAUAAUGACGCGUUUCUAGAUUCCUGCAUGUUUAGUGAAAUUAUCAUUGGAAACUGUAAAUAUUAUGUACAUAGAUAAUCAUCGAUUUUUUAAAUUUUACAUACGUAUAAUUAAGAUGAUGUGAUCUGUUUCUGAUGAGUUACUGCAAAUAAAACUUGAACACGGACAAGGAUAAUCGUCCCUUCCUAAUAUCCAGUUAAAGUACAAUGUCUAACAUUCUUCUUCUCAUUUAGUAGGCGCGACACACAUUAAAGCAUUAUUUCCUACCGAGAAUUCCAUUUCAGAAAUCUAAAACUACGUAUGUCUUCUAUAAAUACGCUGCUGCUGCACAUCCCAACUUACCAGAUGAGGAAGGCAAACAAAGUGAUAGAGCUUCAAGUGGAAUCCUCAUUAAAGAUUAUGGCAUGAAGUGCAGCUUUCACUCACCAAGUAAAUGGAAAAGGGUUAGAUAUUGGACACAGACUGAACGUUGAAAGGGAGAUACUCUACAAAUUUGUGCAUGUUUGUCUUAUUCAUCGAACUCCCGAACUUGUUUUUGAGUCGUUACAUUUGCAUUUGAACAUGUAGCCAAGUAAAUAGUUUUAUAUGCAUUCCAUACUUACUGCUUUUAUUGCUACUAGUUUUUCACUAAACUUAAGUAAAUUUAAAACCUCUAUGGAAUAUUCGAAAACGAAGACUUCUUCACAGGACUUUAACAACCUCAUUAUUAGAGAACAUUUAUGAGUCGAGGGUGCUACGAUUGAGCUAUAUGUCAGAUGGUGUGGUAGGGGACAUUUUUAUAUUGGUUGAAUUGGUUCAAGAUGCAGUAUCUGUAAACACUUAAGGUUGCUUUAUAAAAGCCUAUAUUCUUACAGUAAGUUGUGGACAGUCAGUCGGCCAGUAGGAGCGUGGCAGAUCCUUGUCUACACGACCGUAGCCUUCAAGAAGAAAGAUCUAUGCACCUGGAAGAGUUACAUUCAGUUUCUAUGUCCAUUUUCGUUCAUAGUCCGGUCACCCCAUAUGGCAUUUUUUUAUGGACUUUUACUGUCAACCCCUUUAUGUAUCUCUACCUUGUUCUAUUCUGAGUCGCAUACUCAUCUUUCUUCAUUCACAUGUUCUUAUAAUCAUAAUAAUUCCCUUUAUAACAUUCUUGUAACGUGUUGUGUUCACGUGACUUCGUUGUUAUGUUGAUCACCACAACAUAACACUUCUCGUAUGGUUUACUGUCCAUAUAAUUCACUUUUUCCCAGCUUGAUUAUAAUUUCCUACCCCUUAGGCAACUUUUCUAGCCUACGAUUGGCUUGUUUUAAUGUGUUUAUCCUGUUAAAGGUUUUCAUCCUACAAUACUUAAUUCAACCACAAGCAAAUACAUUUAUCAUAAACUUAUAUCUGUUGAGUCUGAUGAUCAACUUAUUGUAAAUGAUCGUUCCCUAAAUACUCGGUUUUACUGCCGGACUCUAUUUAUGCUGUUACGUUAAUUGUGAUUGUUUUAUGUGCCUAGUUUGAACUGAUCAGUAAAUAUAUGCUUAUCUGGUG
Messenger RNA from Schistosoma mattheei, 3645 nucleotides. Lineage: Eukaryota; Metazoa; Platyhelminthes; Trematoda; Strigeidida; Schistosomatidae. The record is from the annotation of a GenBank genome assembly.